AUAUAGAAAUAUCCUCUUGAGCCAAAUGAUUCUAGAAAAAAAGCUUUCGCCCCUCCUCCCUUGUUUAUCCUCCUUGCCUGGGACUCACACUGCAGCUUUUCAAAAGAAGCUCGAUUAAGAAAUACGUCUGUUGUCAUCUUAUUGCCACAUCAUCCUGCAAAUGCCAAUGAUGUGUCCACCCAUUUGAGUUCUUUAAAAAGCAGAUGCAGGAAAGGCAAAGCUUUUGCCUGUCUGCUGCCAGGAUGGGAGAAACAAAUCCAGCGAGAAACUCCAAGUGUUCCUAUUUCUUCCUACUUGGCUUCAUUGGUUCCCUCCUCCUUCAAUCUGCAUCGGGUCGCGAGCUGGUGUUUGUGCUCUUAAUUUAUCGGCAUGGUGACAGAAGCCCUAUUGAAGUCUAUCCUAACAGCCUACACAAUGAAAGUGCCUGGCCACAGGGAUUUGGACAACUGACUAAGAUUGGAAUGCAGCAGCAGUAUGAACUUGGAAAAUACAUAAAGAAGAGGUACUCAAACUUCCUGAGUGCUGAAUAUAAACGAGAAGAGAUUUUGAUCCAGAGUACCGAAAGUGAUCGAACCAUUAUGAGUGCCCAAGCAAAUCUUGCUGGUAUGUACCCUCCUACUGGUGAUCAAAUCUGGAAUCCUAAAAUCCUGUGGCAACCCAUCCCGGUGCAUGUUGUACCAAAGGAAAGAAAUCCGAAAUUACGUUAUCCAAUUUUAAAUUGUCCACGCUACCUGGAACUUCUGAAGGAAACGAUGCAUUCUAGUGAAUUCCAGGCCAAAAUUCAACCUUACAAGGAAUUUAUAAAAACCAUAGGUUUAUAUUCAGGAUAUGACCCUCAAGAUCUCACCAAUUUGGUCAACUUCAAAAUCUGGCAUGUACAGGAUACUUUAUUCUGUGAGUCUAUUCACAAUUUGACACUUCCUGUGUGGGCUACUAAAGAGGUGAGGGCAAAACUGGCUGAGCUGACCGUGUUAUCCUUGUCGUCGUUAUUUGGGAUUUACAAAAGAGAAGAGAAGGCGCGGCUGCAAGGAGGUCUUCUUGUGAAAAAUAUUCUAGAAAAAAUCUCCAGGGCUGCUAAAGGUUCAGAAAAGAGGAAAAUGUUCGUCUAUUCUGCACACGACACUACACUUGGUGCCUUGCAGAUGGCACUCAAUAUCUACAACGAAAAGCUGCCACCAUAUGCAGCUUGCCAGUUUUUUGAACUGUAUCAAGAAGAUAAUGGAGAGCAAACCGUUGAAAUGUAUUUUCGGAAUCACACUAUGAAGGACCCCUAUCAACAAACUCUUCCAGGUUGCUCAUCUGCGUGUCCCCUGCCAAAGUUUGCUGACCUGGUUUCUCCCAUCCUAGUAGACGACUGGGCCAAUGCAUGCGGGAAGGUAGAAAAAAGAAAAGGAAAAUGUUCCCAAGAAAAUGAGCAAGCUUUGUGAAAGAAAGAAAGAAAGAAAGAAAGAAAGAAAGAAAGAAAGAAGAUGCCUAACUGGAAAGAAGCAUGAUGGAAGAGUAAACUGAGCUUCUGGAACACCUUGAAAUGUGAUGCUGCACAAAUCGCAAAUGUAAGGGUCUCUUUUUAAAGGCUGCAUUGGAUUAAUAAUAAUAAUAAUAAUAAUAAUAAUCCCGCUGCCUGAUAACACUUCAAUAAUAAAGAUUGCUUUAAAUAAAAAGCUGGGAUUUUGGAGUUCACCUAUUUCAAAGUGCCAUCUGUUGGAGUUUGCAUGGGCAGCAGGAUUUUCCUUGUGUAGCUGGUUGUUGCUGUUUUAAUGCCAGGCUGCUUCUAGGUCCCUUGGGAGACGCUGUGUCUCCUUGCCCUCUUCCAACCGAGAGCAGGGGUGUUUGGUCCAGUGUGUCGUUUCUGAACAAGUGGCUUCCAUGUGGGGAAGGACAUUCGUGUGGGUUCUGCUGCAGAGCGUGGGCAGGCAGCAGGAGAGAUCAGGAGGGGAAGCCACUUUGAGAAGGAGCAGCUUGCACCCUGAACCCAAAGGCACCCCACCCCUAACUUCUCCUGGGAAGAUACAGUCAGCCCAGUGCGUCCAUCUUCUCUCCUCCUAGGCCUUUUCACUGCUUCUCCUUCUUGCUUCCCAACCUCUUUCUUCCUGCCUCUGCUCAUCCAACACCCCACCCUCUGACAGUCCUGGAUCCCUCUGGGUCACCUCACCUGACCCACAGCAAUUCGGAGCUGCCUCCAUCUGAUUCAGGUGAACCAUGGAUCCCCCAGAAUAGGCCCCAUUCAGUUCUGGAUUCAGCCCAGUCUAGUGCACCACCACCAUGUAUACCUUACUAGUGAGAUAAAUAUUUGCAUCCAGCCAUCUGUUACAUGACAGGCACUGAAACUCCCUGGUCAACAUCACUUCUGACUCCCUGUGUUCAGUUUCUGCCAAAGGCUAACGUCAACAUGGUCCACUGAUGGUUGGCUCUGCUUUGGCAAUGUGAUGUAUCUGAGCUUUUUAACAUUCUUUUGCUCAAUGAACACUUAAUCUACGGAGCUAAUGGUAUUGUACUGUGCUGAUGCAGAAUUAGUAUUUAUCAAUAAACACAUCAAAGGCACAUUAGAGUUGUUUUAUCCCAGUUUCUUAAUGAUGAUCAUUGACCAUGAUAACAAAGGUUAGAUUUUCUAAGAAAAUGCCUGAGAUUUUUCAUGUUCUGUCCCCAAAAGAGAAAAGUCCACUUUGCAGAAUUUUCUCUUACUACUCUCCACUAUUUUUUGUGACAGCAGCCACCCU
Molecule: messenger RNA, 2717 nt
Organism: Podarcis muralis (Common wall lizard)
Lineage: Eukaryota; Metazoa; Chordata; Lepidosauria; Squamata; Lacertidae
Source: RefSeq, a predicted model, not a curated record